Molecule: messenger RNA, 1114 nt
Organism: Serpula lacrymans var. lacrymans S7.9
Lineage: Eukaryota; Fungi; Basidiomycota; Agaricomycetes; Boletales; Serpulaceae
Exons: 1
Coding region: 123-323 (66 amino acids)
Source: RefSeq, a predicted model, not a curated record
CUUUGAAUUUGUUGUAUACUAGUACUUUGAUGUACAUUAAAUGUAGUCGAUACAGAAUGAUAGAAUGAUAGCUAUGCUAUGAAGACAGUUGUGAAAUGCACGAGUCAAAGGUAGCAAAAUGAAUGAUGGUAGAGAAAGGCACUUCUCAAAAAUUGUGGGGUACGCUAACCGUUCAGAUGUACGAGAGGAAAACAAAACUCAAGAAGGAAAGACUCAGCACAAAAUACUUCCCCAAUCGCCCUCCGCCGUACAUUCGACCUGAUGUGCCCUUUUGCAAGCGGGUUUCUUCAUCAGGUGCCUCUUUAGAGCGUCUGGGCGAGUAAAAGUAUAGCGACAAGCUAAGCAUGGGAAGGAGGGGGGUUGGUGUCUGAGAGACUGUUGGUGUCGGCGCAAGUCACCCGCAGAUGUGCAAAUGUGGGUGCAGCCAUCGAGGUGGCAUGGAAAGUGGUUAUGCCUCGACACACUCUGGUAGGCCUUAACGUCCUUGUCAGCCUCUGGAGAUAUGGUAGUUUCUGGCUGGAAAUUUUGAGAAGAUACGUAGUUGAGUGGAAUCGAAGUUAACGAAGGUGAAAAGGGAGAAGGAGAUGUAUUAGGGGAAUAUUUUUGGUUGGUAUUUGUAUUUUUCGCGUUGAGAACCCGGCGUGAUGUAGCAGAUAUAGAGAGGACUUCGUUGUCAUUGAUGUGCUUGACCCUCUUGACUUGGCGUUUCGGACCGCAAGGUACUUGUGCUUUUCUUUUCGUCAUCAAGGGCUUAGGCGUCUCUACAUACUCGGAACAGUAGCCAUUGGACGAAGAAGAGGAGGAUAAUAUUGAUGUCUUGCGUGAGGCAAAACGAGCAUGCUUAUCAGCAGGGAGGGAGCUCAACGCAGAGGGACUCCAUCUCGGAAGCGGAGCGAUAGGUCUGCAUGCAGGUGGCGGAACCGAAGGGCAAGGCGAGAAACUCGCGUCGGAACCAGACUCAAACCCCGAAUCAGUGUCCCAGGUGGACUCGGGAUGUAAGGAGGGAGGAGACGGAGGUAGUUCUGGUGCAUUGAGAGGCGAGAACUGGUCGAAUGGGUGGUCGAAUGGGGUGCUUGCGUUGUAUUCGUUGAUCCAACCUGGAUUGAUAGUAGAC